CGUCGCCACAAAUGCUCACGUGAUUACUCCACCACUCCAGCGAGCAGCGCAGCGACGAGCGAGGCCGAGAGGAGGUCUAGGGUUUUAGGGUUCUGCGACGCCGACGGCAUGGACUACCACCACCUCCUCGUCCUCCCCCCCUCGCCGCCGGUGCCGCGCCCCUCCCUCCUCCCGUCCCCCCGCCGCCGCCGCCGCCGCGGAGGGGGCGUCCUGGCCUCAGCGUCCAACGCCAACCGCUCCUCGGUGGCGGGGGCGAACGACGCCACGCGGAGGAGGGCCGUGCUCCUGGUCGGGGUCUCGGUGCUCCCGCUCCUCCGCCUCCGUGACGCCGCGGCGGCGGCGGCCAGGGCGCGGCCCUCGACGGUGGAUCUCGUCACUGAUAUUCCAAAGGCCGAUGGAACUCACCCUGAAGAACCUGAUGAAGAACUACUUCAGCCUGAUAUAGAAGUACCACCUCCGAGGAAUCCACUUGCAGGUCUUCUGAAUGCAAUUGCAGUUAUUGUUUCUGGUGUUUUUGCUGGACUUCUUCGUACUUCACAACAGGAAAGGAAGGCCUUGGAAUCGACCAUCUCAUCUAUGGAGAUAAAAUUUGUUGAAAAUGAGGGUGUGAUGUCUAUGCUUAGGGAAACCUAUGAGAAAAGGAUAUUGGAUGAACAAGCAGAACUGAAGAAACAAGCUAGGAAGUUCCAGGAGGAGGAAGCUUCGCUUCUAGAUCAGUUGGCUUCAUCUACGAGGACUGUGACAUCUUUAACUGAGGAAGUUCAAAGGGAGAAGGAGCUAGUUGAGCAGCUUAACCUUAAGAUAAAUGAACUUAAGAGUAGUAUUGCACAAGCAGUGGAAGACAAACAUGUGUCUGAAGGCAAAUUGAAGGAAAAGAAGGAAAUGCUUAAUACUUUGCAUGACAAGGUAAAUCUGCUUAGCCAAGAGGUAAACACCAAGGAGGAAUGCGUCAGGGAAUUCAGCUCAUCACUUUCUGCCAAGGAAGAAGACUACCAGAACCUGAAUGUGAUCUACAAUCAAACCAAAGAGAACCUAAAACAGGCAAAUUCUCAAAUAAAGCAACUGGAGAAGGAUGUUCUUACAGGUAAAGAUGAUGUAAAAUCAAAGGUAUCAUUAAUUGAAUCAUUGAAUGGGAAAGUUCAAACAUUAUACACUGAAAAGGGUGAAGUAGAAGAAAAAAUAAAUGCGCUAAUGAGACAGUAUACAGACAUGAAAACUUCUUCUGAAGAGAGGGCAUCUCACGAUUCUGAACUAUUGUUUGAGAAAGAUGGUCUGCUCAAUCAGCUUGAAGAAAAACUUUCUGCUGCAUUAAGUGACUCUAGUAAAGACAGAACUAGAAUUGCAGAGUUGCAAAAUGAAUUGGACAACACCAGAACAGUGCUAGAUAAUGAAGUUGUAGCGCAUAAAAGUUUGUUAGAUCUUGUUCAGUCCACCGAAGAGGCGCUAAGAGAUUCCAGAAAUGAGGUGUUCAAACUCUCUGAAGAGCUUAAUGAAGUAAAGAGAUCAAAUCAGGACUUGAUAACCCAGAUUUCAAAAUUCACAGAUGAGGCUAGUGAAGUGAAACAGGCUCUGGCUAACAAACUAGCAGAGGCAGAAUCAGUUUCUUCAGCUCUUUCAGAUGAACUGGCCUCGAUCAGGGAGAUACUUAAAAAGUCACAAGAAGAACUUGAAGUAACAUUGAAUCAAUUAGUGUCUGUCAUGGAAGCACAUGGUGACCUUAAUAAAGAAUUGCUGGAUGCAUAUAAGAAGUUAGAGUCCACAACAAAUGAGCUAGUUAAAGAACGUAAAAUCGACGCUACUCUAAAUAGGGAGCUUGAGGCUUUGGUGAAACAAUCAGUGAUAGAGUCUGAAGCAAGAAGAGCUCUUCAAGUAGACUUGGAUGAGGCCACUAAAUCGCUAAAUGAGGUGAAUGAAAGUACACUAUCUCUGUCGAAGCAGCUGGAAAGCACUAAUUCUAUGAUUUCUGCUAUUAAAGAAGAGAAGGAGAUGCUAUCGAAGGCUCUUGAUGAACAAAAGAAAAGUACAGUUGAAGCUCAAGAAAAUAUGGAGGAUGCUCAGAGUAUUAUAAACAGGCUUGGGACCGAGAGAGAGAGUUUUGAAAUGAGGUCUAAAAAGCUUGAGGAAGAACUGGCCACAGCAAAAGGUGAGAUAUUACGUUUGAGGAGGCAGAUUAGUACAAGUAGGUCUCAGAAUACAAAAGUUCUCCUGGACACAGGUGCAACACCGAAUACUAGUCAAUCUCCGAAAGAGCAGCCUGUGAAUGAUCAUGCUCAAAAUACCAACAGUGCUAAUGCUGGAACUCCUUCUAAAAGGGUUUAUAGGAGAAGAAAAGGUGGAGCAUCGACAUGAGCAUUAUCAGAAGGACAAAAGCAAGAACCUUCAUUCUUUCAUUUCCUCUCGUUAGUCACCUUGUUAGAACAUUUUUUGAGCCUCCAUACUUCAAACGGUAGCAUGAAGAAAUGUCCCAACAGUAAUAUUUGCUCCUCUCAGGUUGUGCUGACUCUUUUGUCGUAGCUCUAAGAAAAGAGAACCUUGCUGUAGUUCCCUAUGGUGAAGCUUUGAGAGAAUUGAGAAUGUACGUUACUGUGUACA
This is a messenger RNA of Phragmites australis (common reed), 2592 nucleotides long. Its product is annotated as MAR-binding filament-like protein 1. The record is from RefSeq and is a predicted model, not a curated record. The transcript is spliced from 3 exons. Bases 109 to 2349 code for a protein of 746 amino acids. NCBI's taxonomy places the organism in Eukaryota, Viridiplantae, Streptophyta, Magnoliopsida, Poales, Poaceae.